CUGGAAGCAAGCCGUCGUUCUCCUUUUAAGCAAAUCAGGAAAACAAAGAAUCGAAUUCCCCCCUUUGUAAUCCUGGUAGAAACAAAUUAGGGUUCUUCUUGCAGAUUUUCAUUAAAAAAAAAAGGAAAGAACUAUUCUCCAAAAAUGCAUCAGCACCAAAUUGUACAAUCGCCGGCCAGAUUAGGCCUAACAAACCCAACUUCUCCUUCUCUCCCAGUCCAAACCCCAAAUCCUCCUCCUCCCAAAUUUCCCAACCCUCAACCCCCGCAGCACCACCACCCGUCCACCACCACCACCACCACCUCCUCAGCUCUCCUCUCUCUCCUCCCACCUCUCCCCAGAGCCCAAUCUCUUCUCCUCCAAAUGGCUUCUUUAGCCACCAAACUCUUCGAACUCUCCCCUAACCGUCCCCACUGGCUUUCCGUCUAUCGCGGAACACUCCCAACUUUUCUUCCGUCACAAUCCCAAUCACUGGACGAACCCACUCCUACUUCUACCAAAGAAAUUAUCUCCCUCUUUACUUCCCUUCAAACCCAACUCUUUGAAUCCGUCGCCGAACUUCAGGAAAUCCUUGAUCUCCAAGAUUCCAAGCAAAGGAUUUCCCAGGAAAUCAAAUCUAAAGACUCUGCGCUUCUUAAUUUUGCUAAUAAAUUGAAAGAAGCUGAGAGAGUUCUUGAUAUUUUAGUUGAUGAUUAUGCUGAUUAUCGCCGCCGCCGCCCUAUCCCUCCUAAUGAAGAAGAAGAAAAUGCUACUAACACCACUACUGUUGCUACUCAUUUGAAGUUAUCUGAUAUUUUGUCAUAUGCACAUCGUAUUAGUUAUACUACAUUUGCUCCGCCGGAAUUUGGUGCUGGACAGGCACCGUUGCGUGGGGCGCUACCUCCUGCUCCUCAGGAAGAGCAAAUGAGAGCUUCCCAGUUGUAUAAUUUUGCUCAUCUUGAUGUUGGGUUGCCUAAAGAUGUUGAAACUAAGGAGAAGACAAUUGAGGCAAUUAUUGAGCCACAACACGAAGCUAAUCCGCUUGAGAAUUUGGCAGGCCUGUUUCCUCCUAAUAUUUCUGUUCCGGCAGGGUGGAAGCCUGGGAUGCCUGUGGUUUUGCCAACAGAUUUACCAGUGCCGCCACCUGGAUGGAAGCCUGGGGAUCCAGUGUCAUUGGACUCUAUUCCAUUGCCUAGAGCUGUGGAACAGAAGUUGCCACCUAUUGCUCCUCAAGGAUUGCAUAAGCCACCAGAGACUAUACAGGUUCGGCACGUGGAGCUGGAUAUUCCGGAUCAGGAUGAUGAUAGUAGUGAUUAUAGUAGUGAUGUGGAAAGCUCUGAUGAUGAGGAUUGAGAGAGUGAUGGUCCAGAAUAAUAGAUUGUUCUGAUCAAGGGUAUUUUGGUGGUGUUUCACUGUUUCUGUUUCCUCAGCUUUUGUUCAGCAUAUUGGAUAACUGGAGCUCUAUUUUGCUUGUGCCUUUUUUUACGGACAUCUUAUAUUCUUAUCUUAACAAAGGGAAAAAAGAAAAGGAACAUGACUUCUGUCUCAAAUCCAUGCAAGUUUGUGAGUGGGAUGAUAUGCUCGUAUUCAUAAUCUGAUAUGCAAUUGUCUAUGAUACCCAUCAUCAACGAUCCAUUUCUGUUGCUGGUCCGGAGUCGAAGGAGUGGUCCAAAACUAUGUUAGAGUAUAUAACUGAUGACCAUAUUGCACUCUAUUGGUGGAUCAAUUCCUGAUAGUUGCUUCAAGGGAAUGGAAGUGGUUCUACUUUUUUGACUUUCUGAAUUGUAAAAUUGCUAUGUGUUCCUUUAUUCUUUUGGAUGGGAAAAUUGCAACUUAUUCUUCUAACUCUAAUGAGUACUGGCUGGAUGUUUGAUGAA
Messenger RNA from Populus nigra (black poplar), 1856 nucleotides. RefSeq names its product mediator of RNA polymerase II transcription subunit 4. Gene Ontology annotation, biological process: regulation of transcription by RNA polymerase II. NCBI's taxonomy places the organism in Eukaryota, Viridiplantae, Streptophyta, Magnoliopsida, Malpighiales, Salicaceae. Gene Ontology annotation, molecular function: transcription coregulator activity. Bases 145 to 1332 code for a protein of 395 amino acids. The record is from RefSeq and is a predicted model, not a curated record. The transcript has 2 exons. Gene Ontology annotation, cellular component: core mediator complex; mediator complex.